AUGGAAGGCCAUUUCGUACUAUCCAAGGCAGGGUAUCGUGUAAUCUCGUUCGGAACCGGAUCUGCUGUUCGUCUCCCAGGCCCAUCCGUAGACAAGCCCAAUAUAUACGCAUUCGGCACACCAUACAAUGACAUCUAUGAAGAGCUGCACUCGAAGGACCCUCGACUAUACACAGCUAAUGGGCUGCUGCAGAUGUUGGAUCGUAAUCGGAAAAUAAAGCUAGCACCUGAGCGGUGGCAGGAAAGUCGGGCAAUUGCGGAUAUCGUGAUCACCUGCGAAGAGCGAUGUUUCGAUGCCGUCUGUGAUGACUUGAUGUCUCGAGGAGGCGACCUCAAUCGUGUAGUCCACAUUGUGAAUGUCGAGAUCAAGGAUAAUCACGAAGAAGCCCUGAUAGCUGGGAAGGCCAUGAUUGAUUUGGCGGCAGCGAUCGAAGCUUCAAACGACAUCGACGAAGACAUCGAUAAGAUCUUACAAUCUCAACAAGACAAGCAUCCUCACAGUCUCCUUCAUGCUGUGGCUUACUAUUGA
Messenger RNA from Heterobasidion irregulare TC 32-1, 528 nucleotides. RefSeq lists its product as uncharacterized. The record is from RefSeq and is a predicted model, not a curated record. Gene Ontology annotation, cellular component: nucleus; mRNA cleavage and polyadenylation specificity factor complex. Bases 1 to 528 code for a protein of 175 amino acids. Gene Ontology annotation, biological process: termination of RNA polymerase II transcription. The transcript is spliced from 5 exons. Lineage: Eukaryota; Fungi; Basidiomycota; Agaricomycetes; Russulales; Bondarzewiaceae. Gene Ontology annotation, molecular function: RNA polymerase II CTD heptapeptide repeat phosphatase activity.